Aureobasidium vineae is the source of this 1722-nucleotide messenger RNA. Lineage: Eukaryota; Fungi; Ascomycota; Dothideomycetes; Dothideales; Saccotheciaceae. The record is from the annotation of a GenBank genome assembly.
AUGGCUGGUCAAGGCGCUGGUCCUNCGCGGCGCAGUCACACCAAGAGCAGAACAGGAUGCAAGACAUGCAAGCGUAGACAUAUCAGAUGUGAUGAGACCUUUCCUCAAUGUCGUAAUUGCACAAAGCACCAAGUCCGCUGUGACUACAUGGACCAACAAAGACCUGAAGCAGAGAUACAGGCACCGCAAGACCAGUUACCCUUGCCCUCGUCCCCCGGCAUUGAGCACAUGCUCGAUGUCUGGCAACAGACGGGCAACUUCCCUUACCCAGAGCUCCAAGUGUUUCCCCCGCCCAGACCACAAAACCAUUCCAGGGUCGAGCUGCGGCUGAUCCAACAUCUCUCAUCCAUCUCGAGGUCACUACUCAUGAACAGCACCAGCGACAUGACAGUAUGGGCCUCGAAGGUCNCUAAAGUGCGUGUUACCCCUCUUCAUUGUGAUCAUCCACCCCUAAUUAGCCCGUUUAGGUAUCUCAGUGUAGCGACCUCGUAUUCGUACGUCAUGCACGCAUUCUUGGCGUUCUCUGCCAGCCAUCUGGCAUGGAUCUCUCCUNCUCCAGACACGCGCAAGAUCCAGAUCCAGCAUGGCGGUAUUGCUCUUCGCGGUCUUCACGAUGCCCUUAGCUCAUUCUCAAAGUCCAACGCAGAUGCGAUUCUUGCAACUUCUAUCCUUCUUAUGACCCAAGCAAACGACUGGCGCACGUGGUCCUCUCUCGAGAUAGGCAUCCGAACUGUUGCAAGUGCUAUGACCGGGUGGAAACACGAGUCGGCCUUUGCAGAUUUGAUCAACUUGAGCCCUUGCAAGCCUUCGGAUGAUCCGCAUUCACUUCCCAGCAUGCAAGAACGCCAUGCUAUCCUUGCGAGUGUCCUAGCCGCUCUUCAGCGCCUGCAACCUGUUCUAGUCGCCAACAGCCCCGAAGCCUACUGGAUCGAGCAGCUCCUAGGUUAUAUAUCAUAUCUCAUCAACACCCAGCCUGCGCAAACGGCUGCUGAGCAGUUUGACCAACUGUAUAGCCUCCGCAAAUGGGUCCUAUUUGUUCCUUGUCUACUUCUGGAGAAGCCAAUGGUUGAUGGUCCCUCAACACUUGUGGUCGCCCAUCUGUAUGCCACGGCGCUUGCUUUGGAACCUCUGUUCCCAUCCCUUGGCGCAUCGUUCUGCGCUGCGAUCAGCUUACCUCCGCUCGAAAGAAUUAUUCAAAUGACUGCCCCUAUGCAAACGGACAAUCACUUUGGCCAGCACGCACUGGAGAUCAGCUCUCUUAUGCAUUUCCCCCAGCAAGCAGUAUCUACUUAUCGCGCACGUUUGUCAUGGACGCAGCAACACUUGGAGCAAGUACAACUUCAACACACGCCUCAACAAUCCCCUUAUACCCCCGUCUUCAACUUGGAUGGUGCGAAUACGCCCUUUAUGAAUUUUGGAAACCUCAGCCCUGGUUUUGUUCCCUCGUCAAUCAGCCAUGUCCGUGAGGAAAACCGCAUGUCUCAGGGCUCAUUAGCAGGAUCACCUUACCUCGGGGUACCUACUCCUGCUCCAUCCUACGAGGGUGGCUUUUCCGACGGCACCGGUCACUGGGGCACCGCACAUUCACCUGCCUUCCCUCCGAACCAUUACGCAGGAGGCGAACAAGAGCAAGGAUACGAUUCAUAUGAUUUUGAGCAACUAGAAGCACCUCAUGGAGGCUUUCGAGGCGGGUUCGUAGUUCCCCCGACCAUCUGGGCAUGA